AGAAAAAGGGCAAGGUAAGAGAGGGCUGGAGGAGGGAGGGUGGCCGAGAGCAGACUCCGGGGUAGGCUGCGUCCCUGGCUGUUUGUGAUUAACACCGCCCUGGUGCAGAAUGGAGUAAACAGAAACUUCCAGGCGUCCCCUCCGCCCCCCCUCUGAGGCAAAGCAGAAAUCAGAUGCUCCGUGAUUAAUCGUGGAGGAUUCAGGACACGACCACAGACGCUGUGUGGACUUGAAAUUAGCUGCCUUUUCCCAGUCCCCUUGCCAAGAUGGGAGUGGGGAGUGGGAUGUGAAGGGGUGGGGGCCCCGCCUGCUGGGGGCCAGCGCGGAGUUCUCCCUGGCAGGGCUCAGAGUGACACACUGACAGGCAAUCGGCUGUGUUCAGAGCACAGGCAGCAUCCGGGGGCAGCAAAACGGGCUGAGUGCUUCCUGGAACCCCAGCUCCUCGGAGGGCCAGCCGGACCCUGACUCUGGCAGAUAAGAGCCGGGCUGUUUUAUCAGAGGCAGACAGAGCGCUGUCCCCUGCCCCAGAAGGAAGACGAGGCACAGUGGGAUCCUCGGAGGCAAGUCUCAGCUCCUGGCAUCCAGUUCAUGGACGCUUUUGAGCCCUAGCGGGACCCCUGCAGUCCUGCGGAUGGGAGCUGCACGCUUGCAGUGGUAGACGACAAGACAGCUGCAGAACUGUGAGCCCGGACCUCAUGUCCAGACCAGCUCCAUGGUGACGGCCAUGUCGGUGAGGGUGCGGUUCCUGUCCCCUGGGGACACGGGGGCCGUGGGGGCUGUGGGCCGCAGCGCCUCCUUUGCAGGCUUCAGCAGCGCCCAGAGCCGGCGGAUCGCGAAGUCCAUCAGCAGGAGCUCAGCGAGGUCGCGGGUGCCGGCCAAGUCCCCUAAGAUGUACGGCACGCUGAGGAAGGGUGCGAUCUGCCCCGACCCCAAGCCCCAGCAGGUGAAGAAGAUCUUUGAAGCGCUGAAGAGAGGCCUCAAGGAGCACCUGUGCAUGCAACAGGCGGAGCUGGACUACCUGGCUGGAUGCCACAAGGACACCCAGAGGAGCUCCAGACUGGCGUUCUAUUAUGACCUGGACAAACAAACACGCUCUGUGGAGAGGCACAUUCGGAAGAUGGAGUUUCACAUCAGCAAGGUGGAUGAGCUAUACGAGGGCUACUGCGUCCAGUGCCGCCUGCGGGACGGGGCCUCCAACAUGCAGCGGGCCUUCUCCAGGGGCCCGCCCAGCCGCGCCUCCCGGGAGAGCCUGCAGGAGCUGGGCCGCAGCCUGCACGAGUGCACGGAGGACAUGUGGCUCAUCGAGGGGGCGCUGGAGGUUCACCUGGGCGAGUUCCACGUCAGGAUGAGAGGCCUGGUGGGCUACGCGCGCCUCUGUCCCGGAGACCAGUAUGAGGUGCUCAUGCGCCUGGGCCGCCAGCGCUGGAGGCUGAAGGGCAGGAUCGAGUCUGAUGACAGCCAGACCUGGGAUGAGGAGGAGAAGGCCUUCAUUCCCACCCUGCACGAGAACCUGGACAUCAAGGUGACAGAGCUGCGGGGCCUGAGCUCACUGGCCGUGGGCGCCGUAACGUGCGACAUCGCGGACUUCUUCACGACGCGGCCGCAGGUGGUCGUGGUGGACAUCACAGAGCUGGGCACCAUCAAGCUGCAGUUGGAGGUGCUGUGGAACCCGUUUGAUUCCGAGAGCCUCCUGAUGUCGCCAGGCCCCAUGGGCAGGCUUUCUCUGGGCAGCAGGAAGGGCUCCUUGCACAACUGGACGCCCCCAAGCACCCCCAGCUUCCGGGAGAGGUACUACCUGUCUGUCCUGCAGCCCCCAGCACAGCAGUCCUUGGUGCUGGCCUGCCCCAGGGCCCCCUCCAUCCUCAGCUACCUGUCCGACAGCGACCUGCGGGGCCCCGGGCUGUGGAGCCGGAGUCAGGAGCUGCCCGAGAUGGACUCUUUCAGCUCUGAGGACCCGCGAGACACUGAGACCAGCACGUCGGCAUCCACCUCGGAUGUGGGGGUCCUGCCCUCGGCCAUUGGUCCCAGCUCCUCCAUUGAAGAGGAGGCCCAGGAGGGUCCCCCUGCCCAGGGCCUCUUGCCAGAGAUGGCCCAGCUGGCAGGAGGCUCAUCUGUGGAGCGACCUGGCUGGAGGGACUUGGGCAUGGACAACCCUGAUCUGCCACGGGACUCGCCAUUCUGCAACCACACUCUCACGAGUAGCCAGGACAGCCAGGAGGAAGGGGACACCAGGGACGGCGAGCAUGAGCCCAGCGUGGCCCUGCAGGGGGCGCUGCAGGAGGUCCUGCAGUUACUCAGGGCCCCGGGCCCUGCCCAGCCCCAGCUCCGCGAGCUGGAGUCGCAGGUCCUCGGCUUCAGGGACCGGCUGAAGCCCCCCGGACCGCGGCGAGAACAUGCCUCCACCGAGAGCCUGAUGGCGUGCAUCCUGGAGAGCUUUGCCUUCCUCAAUGCCGAUUUUGCCCCGGAUCCACUGGCCCUGUUUGGGGGCUCCCACGGUCCCCGACAAGACAGGAUGCUGUCCCCACAGCCGCCACUGAAAGCGUCAUCCGGGGAGCUCACGGCCGGUGCCCCGGAGCUCGACGUGCUGCUCACAGUCCACCUCCAUGUCUGCAAAGCUCUGUUGCAGAAGCUGGCCUCCCCUAAUUUGUCAAGGAUGGUCCAGGAAUACCUUCUGGAAGAGGUGGCACAGCAAAAGCAGGUUCUGGAGACGCUGUCUGUCCUUGAUUUUGAGAAGGUCAGCAAGGCGUCAUCCGUCGAGGAGAUCAUUCCACAGGCCUCGCGGAGAAAGGGGUGCCUGAAGCUGUGGAGAGGGUGCAUGGGGCCUGGCGGGGUCCUGUCCUGCCCUGCCAUGACACUGCUGAACCAGCUCAAGAAAGCGUUCCUGCACCGCGUCAGAGGGAAAUACCCGGGCCAGCUGGAGAUAGUGUGCCGCAGGCUGCUGGAGCAGGUGCUCAGCUGCGGAGGGCUGCUGCCUGGGCCCAGGCUCCUCGAGGAGCAGACCGUCACCUGGUUCCAGUUUCACCACUACCUGCAGAGGCAGGGCGUCUCUGACCUGGAGAAACACCUGGCCCACCUCACCAAGGAAGUCACGCUGAUCGAGGCGCUGCACUGUCCUGGGCGUGCCAAGGCCAGCAGGAAGCUGCAGGGGAAGCAGCUGGGCCAGCUCCAGCCCCUGCCUCAGACCUUGCAAGCCUGGGCGCUGCUGCAGCUGGACGGGACUCCGCGGGCAUGCAGGGCAGCCAGUGCACGCCUGGCCGCCGCGGCCAAGAACAGGAGCUUCCGGGAGAAGGCCCUGCUCUUCUAUACCGAUGCGCUGACGGACCGUGACGCCAGGCUCCAGCAGGCAGCGUGCCUGGCACUCAGGCAGCUCCGGGGCGUUGAGAGCAUCGAUCAGAUUGCCAGCCUGUGCCAGUCAGACCUGGAGGCUGUGCGAGCUGCAGCCCGGGAGACCACGCUGUCGUUCGGUAACGUAGCGCGUCAAAGGUCGUGUGCGGUGCGGCGGGUUCCCAGGCCCUUAGAAGGAGCGGUCGCGCCAGCCCUCGAACAGGCGGAGUGGCACAGGGUGGGCACCGGGCGCAAGCCUGGAGCAGAGCAGCCCCCACUGAGCUGCUUCCCAGCUACGGCAUGUUCCUUCCUGGCUGGGUGGCCACAAGUGUCAGAGUCCUUAACUCCGCUUUCUAGUCUCUGUGGACGAAAGCCAGCGGGGGCGCGGCAGGGGGCCGGCUCCACAGACUGGGUCGCAGAGGUAGGGCAAGGUCCUCAGUCCAUGCAGGCCACCAGGUGGGCGCUCAACUCCUCCAGCCCUGCCCAUGUGACAGUGAAGCCAACCUAUCAGCCAGUACGAGGACAGCCAGGGCUGGACGGAGUAGGACACAGAGCGGGAGACCAUCCAGUGGCAAUCCCUUACUAUUUCAGGUGAAAAAGGACGCUUAGCUUUUGAGAAGAUGAACAAACUUUGCUCAGAACAAAACGAAGUGUUCGGCCAAGAGGCAGAUGUUGAAAUCACAGUAUUUUAAAAAGUCUCUAGAGGACCCCAAACUUGGCUUUCUUUUCCUCCUUCUUUUUCUUGGCUGCUGCCCCAGCGCCUGAGCUCUGGGCAGGGCACGCCACACGUUCCCCGGGACUGAGCUUGCCUGGGCUGCCACCGGGGGCUCCAGGGCAGUUACAAAGCCCCAGGGCACACGUGGGGCUUUUGUGCAGCAGCAGGAAAGGUGACGCACGGAAGGCUGCACAGCUCCAGGAGGCGAUCUGUGGCUUGAACGUCGAGUGCCCUCCCCAGGAUGCAGAGCGGGCCAGUGCCAUCCAGCCACACUGCGGAGUGGCCGAGGCCAAGCCGGCCAAGGCCUGGAAUAAAAGGCCUUGGGGUGAAGGGUGGAACAGAAGCCCCUGCACACCGGCUGGCUCAGCACUUCUGCUCCAUGCCGGCUGGCUGGGGAAGACCGCAGUGGCUCCAGUCGCUUUGACAGCAGCCAGCUGUCACCUUGGCGAGCUGGGGAAGGGCCCUGAGCCAAGGUCUCUAAAACCCACUGUCAACCCAGCUGCAGCCCGCAUGCCAGCCAAGAGGGCAGAGCUGGCCGGCCUGGACCUCGUUUUCCCCCUGCUCACAGCACCAAGGACGGACCUGGGGCAGCCAGGAGCCUUGGGCGUUGCAGGCCUUGGCAGUACACAUCAAAAUGGAAUCCGGGUUUUGAAACCAGUCCACUUAGGGCCUAUUAAACUGCGCCAGGGGCCAUAAACUGGUUUGAAGAGCGAUCUCACUGAAGAGCAUGUUGCUUUAAAGAAACUUAGUUUCCUAUUUAAGUCUAUUAAAAACCACGUCCUGAGACGUCUCUGUGCUGAUCACGGAGGAAACUUGGGACGUGAAAGCCGUUCUCGGCAGUGGCAUUGGCGAACUCUGUAACUUAAACAUUCUCAUUCCAACUUCUUGUAUAUAUUUUGUGCUUUUUGGGUUAAUUUAGUAUUUAUUUCCCUUGUUCCUAUGUUCAGUUUUCUGAAAUUUCAAUUAAAAAAAAAAAAGACUUUUAA
Tupaia belangeri chinensis (Chinese tree shrew) is the source of this 5025-nucleotide messenger RNA. It is a transcript of the gene RIPOR3, whose product is annotated as RIPOR family member 3. The transcript has 22 exons. The record is from RefSeq and is a predicted model, not a curated record. Lineage: Eukaryota; Metazoa; Chordata; Mammalia; Scandentia; Tupaiidae. Bases 713 to 3919 code for a protein of 1068 amino acids.